CACUUCUUGAUCUGUGUUACCUUUGUGUUUUUGGAGGAGGUGCACUAGGACCCAGCGAGCUGCCCCUGAAGCAGCCUGCAGAAAGGCAGCUCAGCAGACUCCUCCUUAUCUCCAGUGUCAAACUUGACAUCAGCCUGCAAGCGGAGCAUGGUAACUUCUCCUGCAAUCAGCGCUCUCACAUCAGUGGCAUGCUGCAUGAAGAUAUGCUCCUCUCCCUGCCCUCUGCACCAGCAACAUGGAUUGUCACAUCUCCAUCCUCCUCCUUCUCAUCUGCUCUGCCCUCAGCUGCUCUGGGGAACUGAUUCUCCAUCCUACCAACGAAGUUAAUCUGCUGGAUUCAAAAGCAAUUCAAGGGGAGCUGGGCUGGAUCUCCUACCCAUCACAUGGGUGGGAAGAGAUUAGUGGAGUUGAUGAACAUUAUACACCAAUCAGAACUUACCAGGUAUGCAAUGUUAUGGAUCACAGUCAGAACAACUGGCUGAGAACAAACUGGAUUCCACGCAACUCAGCUCAGAAAAUCUAUGUGGAGCUCAAGUUUACCUUGAGGGACUGUAAUAGCAUUCCUCUGGUUCUGGGCACUUGCAAAGAGACCUUCAAUCUCUAUUAUAUGGAGUCUGAUGAUGACCAUUCGGUCAAGUUCAGAGAACAUCAGUUUACAAAGAUUGACACCAUUGCAGCUGAUGAGAGCUUCACUCAAAUGGAUCUUGGGGAUCGAAUUCUCAAGCUCAAUACAGAAGUUCGUGAGGUGGGACCUGUCACCAGGAAAGGUUUUUACCUGGCUUUUCAAGAUGUGGGUGCAUGUGUUGCCUUAGUAUCAGUGAGAGUGUACUUCAAGAAGUGCCCUUUCACUGUAAAAAACCUGGCCAUGUUUCCAGAUACAGUACCUAUGGACUCACAGUCAUUGGUGGAAGUGCAAGGUUCUUGUGUCAAUCACUCCAAGGAGGAAGAUCCACCCAAGAUGUAUUGCAGUACAGAAGGCGAAUGGCUAGUGCCCAUAGGAAAGUGUUUGUGUAAUGCCGGCUAUGAAGAAAGAGGCUAUGAAUGCCAAGCGUGCCGACCUGGGUUCUACAAGGCCUUUGCUGGUAAUGUGAAGUGUGCCAAAUGCCCACCUCACAGCUCUACCUACGAAGAUGGUUCUGUGAACUGCAGGUGUGAGAAGAAUUACUUUCGAUCUGAGAGAGACCCUCCAUCCAUGGCUUGCAGCAGACCUCCGUCUGCACCAAGAAACGUUAUCUCUAAUAUCAAUGAGACAUCAGUUAUCCUAGACUGGAGCUGGCCCCUUGACGCAGGAGGCCGCAAAGAUGUCACCUUCAACAUCAUUUGCAAAAAAUGUGGAGGGAGCAUCAAGUUGUGUGAACCGUGUAGCACCAACGUGCGCUUCUUACCCCGCCAAAUUGGACUCACCAACACCACGGUGACCGUAGUAGACCUCCUGGCACACACCAACUACACAUUUGAGAUUGAUGCAGUCAAUGGGGUGUCCGACUUGAGUACAUUCUCAAGGCAAUUCGCCGCAGUCAGCAUCACAACUAAUCAGGCUGCUCCGUCCCCCAUCACAAUAAUUACGAAAGAUCGGACAUCCCGAAAUAGUGUCUCUCUGUCUUGGCAAGAACCCGAGCAGCCUAAUGGCAUCAUCUUGGACUACGAGGUCAAGUACUACGAAAAGCAGGAACAAGAGACAAGUUAUACUAUUCUGAGAGCGAGAGGCACCAACGUUACCAUCAGUGGCCUCAAACCUGAUACCACCUACGUCUUCCAGAUCCGAGCCCGGACUGCAGCUGGAUAUGGAACAAACAGCCGCAAAUUUGAGUUUGAAACCAGUCCAGAUUCAUUCUCCAUCUCCAGCGAAAAUAGCCAGGUUGUAAUGAUUGCCAUUUCAACUGCAGUAGCAAUUAUUCUCCUCACAGUCGUGGUGUAUGUCCUGAUUGGGAGAUUCUGUGGCUAUAACAAAUCUAAACAUGGUGCUGAUGAGAAGAGGCUGCAUUUUGGUAAUGGACAUUUAAAACUCCCAGGUCUCAGAACUUAUGUAGAUCCACAUACAUACGAGGACCCCAAUCAGGCUGUCCAUGAAUUUGCCAAGGAACUAGACGCUACCAGUAUAUCAAUAGAUAAAGUUGUCGGAGCAGGUGAAUUUGGAGAAGUGUGCAGUGGGCGCCUCAAGCUUCCUUCUAAAAAGGAAAUUUCAGUGGCAAUCAAAACCCUGAAAGUUGGCUAUACCGAAAAGCAGAGAAGAGAUUUCUUGGGGGAGGCGAGCAUCAUGGGACAGUUUGACCAUCCGAACAUCAUUCGUCUCGAGGGAGUUGUCACCAAAAGUAAACCAGUUAUGAUUGUUACUGAGUAUAUGGAGAAUGGCUCUCUGGACAGCUUCCUCCGAAAACAUGAUGCUCAGUUCACAGUCAUCCAGCUAGUGGGCAUGCUUCGAGGGAUAGCAUCUGGCAUGAAGUACUUGUCAGAUAUGGGUUAUGUCCAUCGUGACCUAGCUGCCCGUAACAUCCUCAUCAAUAGUAAUCUGGUUUGCAAAGUCUCGGAUUUUGGCCUCUCUCGUGUAUUGGAGGAUGACCCAGAAGCUGCUUACACAACCAGAGGGGGGAAGAUUCCAAUCCGAUGGACAUCACCAGAAGCCAUUGCAUACCGCAAGUUCACAUCAGCCAGUGAUGCAUGGAGCUAUGGGAUUGUCCUCUGGGAGGUGAUGUCCUAUGGAGAGAGACCAUACUGGGAGAUGUCCAAUCAGGAUGUAAUCAAGGCUGUGGAUGAAGGGUACCGCUUACCACCUCCUAUGGACUGCCCAGCUGCCUUGUAUCAGUUGAUGCUGGACUGCUGGCAGAAAGACAGAAACAACAGACCCAAGUUUGAGCAGAUUGUCAGCAUCUUGGACAAGCUGAUCCGUAAUCCCAGCAGUCUGAAAAUAAUCACCAAUGCGGCUGCAAGGCCAUCAAAUCUUCUCCUGGACCAAAGCAACGUUGACAUCUCAGCCUUCCACACGACAGAUGACUGGCUCAACGGGUUCCGGACAGGACAGUGCAAGGACAUCUUCACAGGCGUGGAAUACAGUUCAUGUGACACAAUAGCCAAGCUUUCCAUAGAUGAUAUGAAGAAGGUUGGUGUUACAGUUGUUGGGCCUCAGAAGAAGAUUAUUAGCAGUAUUAAAGCACUAGAAAAUCAUACAAAGAAUGGCCCUGUUCCCGUGUAAGGUACCAAAAUGAUGUUGCUCAGGUCAGAGAGAGAGAGAAGUUGCUUCAAAGGGCAAACAGUGAUGGCUGAGAAAACUGCACGAAUUAAAGGAGCUCUCACAACACUGUUGGGAACAUUGGUGGAAAUUUCAAGCCCACUAAGAAACUCAAAUAUUGAGUAUCAAUGCCUUAAAGAUAGGAACAUAAAUUUUUAAUCCUAAAGGGCGGGAGCUUUCUUUUCCCCUUCUAGUAACUAACUGAUAAUACAAAUAAUAAUUUUGAAAAGAAAAAAUAUGUAAAAAUCUUUCCAAGUAAAACAAUGAAACUGAACCCCAGAGCCAUUUGAACAUUGACUGACUGAAUAUCAUGAAAAACUAUGGACACAAAGGCUGUGUGUUUGAUCGACAGCAGCAACAAGAAGAAAAAAAGACUUGCAGUAUUUUUAUACACAGAAGAGAUCUGUAACAGGUAUUUUAUUUCUUUAAAGGCAAGCAAAAUUGUGGGAUUAUGCCUCAAACUUAUCUGGCCAUACAAUAACAUCACUGUAAUCCUCCGUUUCAGCUGUGGAAAGGAAUACAGAAAUAAAGUUUGUAGUGACUUUGAGUUAGUUCACAAAUGAUUUUUGCCAUUAUGUUAACUUCCCUAAAUGUUUCCAUUUAAAAAACAAAAAAAAUCUUAAUUUUUUUAAAAGGCAUAUUUAUUUCCUUUUAUUCCUUAUUGUUUAUAUUUAUGCUUAAAUAUCUUAACUUAGAUUUAUUACUGCCAUGUGCCAAAUGCAGUCAGACUUCACUGAUCAGAAUCAAUGAUUUAACCUGAGAAAUUUGUAUGAUGUGUUACUUACUAGAUUUUGUUGUAUGUUCGUACUGCCCUGUUUGAAAUCCAAGAAGGAAAAGCCUUUUUCCAGCUCUUGCUCUGAACAAUCCAUCUCAAGUUACAGACAUUCCAUCUAUGUCAUAUCUCUCUUUACAGUAAUAUGUUACACUUCUAACCUAGAGUAAAUAUACUAGCAGAACUGUGUGUGUACAACAUAUGAAUUGUUUCAUGGAUCAAUAGCCAGCCUGGUUAAGCAUGUUAGUUUCUUUUAAUUCCCAAAGACCUGAUUUCACCAUCCUUACGCAUGAUGAGUAAGUAGCAGCUUAUUCAGAUUGAUUUCAGUGGAGCUAUUUGCAGAGUGAGGUGCUAGAACUCAGUAUAAGGGAGGCAGAUUUGUACCCUAAUUUAGUGGGAUUGUUUCUUUAGCUUACAUGAUAAAGGUUUGAGUCUGAGUCUGGAGCUGAACAUCAGGUAUUCUAUUCCUGAUUGCCACAUGUGCAUAAUUAGCGGGAAGUCAUGGCGCGCGCGCACACACACACACACACACACACA
Chelonoidis abingdonii (Abingdon island giant tortoise) is the source of this 4535-nucleotide messenger RNA. It is a transcript of the gene EPHA3, whose product is annotated as EPH receptor A3. Gene Ontology annotation, cellular component: plasma membrane; dendrite. Gene Ontology annotation, biological process: axon guidance; ephrin receptor signaling pathway; protein phosphorylation. NCBI's taxonomy places the organism in Eukaryota, Metazoa, Chordata, Testudines, Testudinidae. Gene Ontology annotation, molecular function: ATP binding; transmembrane-ephrin receptor activity; protein binding. The record is from RefSeq and is a predicted model, not a curated record.